Molecule: messenger RNA, 1107 nt
Organism: Suillus fuscotomentosus
Lineage: Eukaryota; Fungi; Basidiomycota; Agaricomycetes; Boletales; Suillaceae
Exons: 16
Coding region: 177-872 (231 amino acids)
Source: RefSeq, a predicted model, not a curated record
GUAUUUACACUGCUAUCCUGAUGCGCUCAUAGCUCAAUAGCUAAGAAGGCUCAUGACCAAGGAGUUUGCAGUUUGCCACGUACAUAUAUACGUCGACGGCUACAUUCUGGACCUAUGAUUAUGUAUGUUCACUUCAUGAAGAGUGGACGUUUUUGCAUCUAUCGAACUGGAGCAAGAUGAAAGGCUUGUAUAUUGUAACAAGAUACCUUCCCUUUGUCGUUCUCAUCACAGAUCUGUAUAUGAGCUUUACCCCGAAUGAGAACCAAAGUAAAUGCAGGAUGUUGGUCAAUAUUAGCUCAGGGUUUGAGAUGAUAUUAGCCAUUUUCUCCGCGUGUUUUUUCAUCCUCAGAACAUAUGCACUCUGGAACAGAAAUAGAAUCUUGCUCGUAACCCUCCUGGGCAUUUUUUUCCCGUUUCUCGUAGCAUCCGUCAGCAUUAUCGUCGACACUACCGUUUCUGCGACAUAUGCGAGUAGCCCGAUCCCGGGCAUCACAGGGUGUUACCAGAGUUCAACCAGUGACCGGAUUUUUAUCCCAUUCCUUCUCUUUUCUGUGUUCGGACUGGGGCUCAUGAUCCUCACGCUCAUACGUGCCAUACAUAGCUGGCGGAGAAAUCCAAGCCAUCUGUAUGUUGUCCUGGUGAACCAUAACAUAUUCUAUUAUGCUUGCGCUUUCUUAUUCUCGACAAUGAACAUCUUCACAUCGCUGCUCCUCCAGGAUACGUACCGGACCGUUUUGAAUAGUUUCCAGUUUUUGACCCUCGCGAUUGUUGCCGCGCGCAUGCACAUCCAUCUCUGGCAGACAAGCCAACAUCUACGCGGCUUGGUUCAUAUUCCAUUGUCCGACAUGUCAUCUGUGAACGUCACGGAGUGAUGUCUUGUCCUGCGGUUUAUUCAGUGUCGCUCAUAGAGCGAGGCUUGGACCACACGAGAUGAUUGGUGGGGAUUUGGUAGAGUUCGUCACAUGUUUGAUGUACAGGAUGAGUCUGUUGCGGGGCGCGUGGAGCAUUUGGAUGUCCUUGGUCCAUUUAACAACUGUAGUUUCAGCUACUAGUACACACGAUAAUGUAUACUACGACAAAGUGCACUUGGUCAUCCAUGCAUACUUA